GGGGGCCCGGCGGAUUCAUCGAGCAGAUCUUCCUGAAGAUCGACAGGGACGGCAGUGGGCAGAUCGAGAGGUCGGAGUUCGAGCGGGCGCUCUGGGGAGACCCCGCGGCCUGGAGCAUCAUGCACAAGCGGUUCGGCCUGCAGCGCCACGAGCUCCCGCGGGUCUGGCGCGCGCUCGAUCGCGACUGCAGCGGCGCCAUCAGCCUGGACGAGUGGAUGAUGACCUGCACGUGGCUGAUGCAGGUUGUCGAGGACGGCGAGGCGGUGAGCAACUGGAGAGUCCAGGAGCUGAAGGCCCAGGGCCUCGCCCUCGACCGCGCCACGGGCGGCGAAAACGCCGCCACCGGCGCCGCCGCGGCCCCAGGUGCCGCCCGAGGACGCCUCGCGGGUCCCGACCAGUGCAGCGUCUCCGGCGGCCCUCUCAGCGCCAGGGAUCGCUCCGCCGUCGUCGCGGCGAGGGAGAUCCUCACGCCGCGCAGGGCCAAGGCCCCGGCGCCGCGGGCGGAGGUGCGCAGAAGCCUGCGGCUCGGCCUCGGGGACGCGAGCCUGCGGGCUGGGUCCGCGAAGGUGUGCGCGGCGGCCACCGCCCCCGUCGGCGACGCUCCCGGCGGCGCCUGGGUCGAGCUCUCGCCCAGCGAGGAGCCCGCCAGCAUCGGCGCGGGCAGUCCGCUCGCCGAGGCGGGCGCGCACCCCGGGCUGCCGUAG
Messenger RNA from Prorocentrum cordatum, 704 nucleotides. Lineage: Eukaryota; Dinophyceae; Prorocentrales; Prorocentraceae. The record is from the annotation of a GenBank genome assembly.